UUAUACUACAUUAUAGUUGAUAAUUUGAUAUAUACAGUAUACUACAAGCAAGAAAAUGGGCAUCACAAAGACUUCAGUGACCUUUUUACUUUUGAUAGUAUUGGCAACUUCUUUGUCGAGUUACAAUAUCUUGGCUUCAGAGAUCAAACCAACAGGAAGAAUCGAUGAUAUGUGCCCGACUACUUGUUCGGCAACGUACGGAAAUGGUAAAUGUAAGGUAGACUGUAAGAAGGCUGGGUUCUCAUCCGGACAAUGUGCUACUUCUGAUAUUUUCAAAAAUAAAUGUUGUUGCACCAUGUGAUCAUAGAAACCAAUAUUAAUCUUUGCAGUUAGCAUUGAUAAUAUGUUUUUUUUUUUUGCCAUG
Camelina sativa (false flax) is the source of this 364-nucleotide messenger RNA. Its product is annotated as defensin-like protein 43. NCBI's taxonomy places the organism in Eukaryota, Viridiplantae, Streptophyta, Magnoliopsida, Brassicales, Brassicaceae. The record is from RefSeq and is a predicted model, not a curated record.